Cuculus canorus (common cuckoo) is the source of this 3460-nucleotide messenger RNA. RefSeq names its product dual specificity phosphatase 7 (gene DUSP7). Lineage: Eukaryota; Metazoa; Chordata; Aves; Cuculiformes; Cuculidae. Bases 131 to 1279 code for a protein of 382 amino acids. The record is from RefSeq and is a predicted model, not a curated record. Gene Ontology annotation, cellular component: cytoplasm; cytosol. The transcript has 3 exons. Gene Ontology annotation, molecular function: protein tyrosine/threonine phosphatase activity; MAP kinase tyrosine/serine/threonine phosphatase activity. Gene Ontology annotation, biological process: negative regulation of MAPK cascade; protein dephosphorylation.
ACAUAUACAUACAUACACACACACACACACACACACACACACACACACACACAGAGCGAGGGCUGCACCGGAGCGGAGCCGCGUGCGUGGCCGGUGGGCCGGGAGCUGGCGGCCGCCGCUGCCGAGCCCCAUGAAAACGCAGGUCUGGGGGAGCUCCCCGCGGGCGCCCAUGGCUGCGGCGAUGCCGUGCAAGAGCGCGGAGUGGCUGCAGGAGGAGCUGGAGUCGGGCGGCGGCCGCUCGCUGCUGCUGCUCGACUGCCGCCCCCACGAGCUGUUCGAGAGCUCGCACAUCGAGACGGCCAUCAACCUGGCCAUCCCCGGGCUCAUGCUCCGCCGCCUCAAGAAGGGCAACCUGCCCAUCCGCUCCAUCAUCCCCAACCACGAGGACAAGGAGCGCUUCGUCAAGCGCUGCAAGGCGGACACCGUGCUGCUCUACGACGAAGCCACCGCCGACUGGCAGGACGGCGGCGCCGCCACCUCCGUGCUGGGGCUGCUGCUCCAGAAGCUGCGCGAUGACGGCUGCAAAGCCUAUUACCUGAAAGGUGGCUUUAACAAGUUUCAGACUGAAUAUUCAGAGCACUGCGAGACAAACCUUGACAGCUCCUCGCCCAGCAACUCUCCCCCAGCUUCGGUCCUUGGCCUUGGAGGGCUGCGGAUAAGCUCUGACUGCUCGGAUGGUGAAUCUGACAGGGAACCCAGCAGUGCCACCGAGUCGGAUGGGAGCCCCAUCCCUAACAAUCAGCCUGCCUUUCCGGUCCAGAUCCUACCUUACCUGUACCUGGGCUGUGCCAAAGAUUCGACCAACUUGGACAUCCUGGGCAAAUAUGGCAUUAAAUACAUCCUGAAUGUGACACCCAACCUGCCAAACAUGUUUGAGCAUGACGGAGAGUUCAAGUACAAGCAGAUCCCCAUCUCGGAUCACUGGAGCCAGAACCUCUCGCAGUUCUUUCCUGAGGCCAUUGCUUUCAUUGAUGAGGCCCGUUCCAAGAAGUGUGGGAUCCUUGUUCACUGCCUCGCUGGCAUCAGCCGGUCUGUAACAGUCACUGUCGCCUACUUGAUGCAAAAACUCAACUUGUCCCUGAAUGAUGCCUAUGACUUUGUGAAAAGGAAAAAAUCCAACAUUUCCCCAAACUUUAACUUCAUGGGCCAACUCCUGGACUUUGAGAGGACUCUGGGACUCAACAGCCCUUGCGACAACCGCUCGCCCAGCGAACAGCUCUACUUCACCACCCCUACCAACCACAACCUGUUUCAGCUGAACACUCUGGAGUCCACAUGAAGGGGAUGCCACCUGGUCGGGAACUCGAGCAUCAAAUCGCUUCUCUUGAGCAUUUCAACUCUUACAAAAAAGUAUCUGUCUUGCCAGGCAGCUCUGAAACGACUGGCUUCUCUGGGCAGAGGUGCCUGAUCGCUGCUUUAAGAAGGCUACUGCCAUUCAUUAGUAUCCUGAUCAAAGUGGUUGGAUGAGGUAGUCUUUUCACAGGGGUUUAUUUAAUACGGGCGAUGUUACAGCGUUUUGAACGCAGCUGUUACCGGCAAUAACCGCUUUCCUGGGUGCAUUGGGACUGUCAGAACACGCACACGUGUGAAGAGCUACCAGGGGUUAGCUUGCUGUGGAGAUUGAGGAGAUUUAUGCACUUGGAAACCUUGAACAAAAGGUGUUGGGCCAAGACUGUUUUAAAACCCAAGUUUACUUCGUUUUUUUUUGUUUUGUUUGGUUUUUUUUUUUUUCUUUUGAUUUUAAAAAAAGAAAAGGUAGAUCUUACCUGAGCUUUGGGUUCAAACUCUUUUUAAAAUAUGUAAGUUCCUGACUGUUUGUACAGAUGAGGUUGCAAAACCAGUAUUUUAUUCUGUUUCUUGUUUGAUCAUUUAUUAUUUUUUUUUUUUUUUAAAUCAAAUGUUUAUAUUGACCAAAUGCAUUUUGCACACUUUGUGAAGCCUUGGUAUGUCCUGGCAUAUUACUGGGUACUCCAGAGAGAGAUACAUGCUGCUGCUGUUGUUGUUAGCAUCUGGUAGGAAGCUUUGUUAUGUGUGAAGGCCAGUUGGGCUUAAACGCAACCCCUUCACCACUCCUGCACUCACAAUCACAAACUCUGCACUGAUUCAGCCAAGGUGACUAAACCGCAAGCUUUCUUUUCUUUUUUUUUUUCUUUAAUGCCAUCCCUGCCAAAAACAUUGUUUGCUGUUGCCAGAGGUAAAACCCUUUGUAGCCUCCGGAGUUGGUAGAAGCAUGUCUGAGCCCAGCUUCGUCCUCUGCUGCCUGUUGACUGACUUAACGUCAUCCAGCUGGCCCGAAACCAUUCCAGCUUCCUGAGUGCAGAAGGUAGUUGUGAUGUUGGCGUUUCUCGUGCACGCUCGAUUCGUUCCCACGGGCGUGGGGUGGAGGGGGGAACACGGCGAGCGCCUGGAAGCAGAGCAAGGAUUGCGUAGCGGGACGGGACUGAAUCGUCACGCACAGAGUGUGUGAGGGGAGUGAAGAGAUGUGGAAAUGAUGACAAGACCGUUGUAACAGAGAAUUUUUUUAUAUAUAUAUAUAUAUGAGUAUAUAUAUAUUAACUGGCAAAUUCUGAGAUGAUUGGAGCUUUCAACAGAGGUUCUGAUUUCUUUUUUUUCCUUCCUCUUUCGAAUAACUUUAUGCUGUGCCUUCUAUUCUGAGAAGACUUGUUUAUAUUUCUGGCUAGUGUUUGGCAAACACCUUAUACGAAGCUGGGAGGGGGAGGAAGUGGUAAUAAUUUCUGGGAGGAGGGCAGAACGGAUUUGGAGAUUUCUUUAUUGGCUGCAAUGUAGUCCCUCCUUUCUCCCCCCUCCCUGUCCACUUUAACUCUCAUAUAACUGAAAAAAAAAAAAAAAGAAGAAGCCACGGAUUUUUUCUAAAUAUCCAGUUUUUGUACUUUUUUCAAGAAAAAGAAAAAAAUAAUAAAAAAAAACCCCUCCAUCUGGAGGAAUGUUUGACGCUGUCACAUCCUGAAACCGUUCUUUUUGUUCAAGAUGUUACCAGAAUGUUGGAAUGAGCUUCUCUUUCUUGUUUUCUGGUUGUUUUUUUGUUUGUUUGUUUGUUUGUUGGGUUUUGUUUGCAACAAUGUUGGGAUCGUGGGUCAUUGGAAGGGAGAAUGGACGUAAGUACAGUUGUGAGUGAGAAAAAUUGAGAAUAUCCUAAUUGCAUCUUACCUCAUGGAGGAAUUUAUUUUUUCAGGGAUUUUUUGACAGUGCAUCUGUAUUGCAUUACAGCUAAGCUGGUUUGUAAAGGCUUCCUGUGCUGUUAGUGGUCUUUCUUCUUUAAAGGAAAAAAAACAAACAAAACAAACCAAGAUGCAUCUUGUGAUUAGUACAAAUGAGAGCUUGUUAGUGAGGAAUGGUUCUGCUUUCUGAGUUAUGAAGGAAAAUCAGUGACCCUAUAUAUACUGAUCCAAUAUUGGGACUUUGUUUAUAUUACAAAUAAAUAUUAUUUUUUCUUUAAAAA